UCCCGGGCUCGGCGUGUUCAGCCCCGGGGCAUCCCAGGGUUUGUAUAAAAGCAGCAGCUCUGCGGAGCUUUUCCAUCAUUCUCCUGCUUUUCUCCUCUCCAUCAGGAACCUCCACCUCUGCCAGGAAAUGUCCUGCUACGACCUCUGCCCCACCACCGGCGGCAUCGCCUGCCCGCAGCCCCUGGCCAACAGCUGCAACGAGCCGUGUGUCCGCCAGUGUCCCGACUCCACCGCCCUCAUCCAGCCGCCCCCGGUGGUGGUCACCUUCCCCGGCCCCAUCCUCAGCUCCUUCCCGCAGCAGGCCGUGGUGGGAUCUGCUGGAGUCCCAGCUCUUGGGGGCUCCCUGGGCUAUGGGAGUCUCUACGGCUCCGCCGCUUUCCCGGGAUACGGCGCUCGCUCUGGAUACGGGAUCUCGGCGCUGGCCGGCGGUUCCUGCGGCCCCUACACGUCGCGCCGCUUCAGCCGCCUCCUCCGCGGCUCCUGCGGGCCCUGCUGAGGGCACCGGAGCCUCCAGGGAAUCCCAGGAAUGCCCAAAUCCACGGCCACGAGCGUGAAGGGUUGGCGUUUCCGCGGCCUCCUUCGCAUUCCCCAUCUUUCUCCUACUUCUUGUUUGGCACCUCCUCGUUGUUUGCUCUCGCUGCCUGUUCCGGCAUUCCCGAUUUAUUGGACUGAUGUGGGACAGCCCAUUCCUGAUUUAUUGGACCAGCAUGGGACGGCCCAUUCCCUGUUCUGGCAUUCCCAGUUUGUUUAACAAGUGUGGGACAGCCCAUUCCCUGUUCCAGCAUUCCCAAUUUAUUGGACUGGGGUAGGCCAGCCCAUUCCCCAUGGAUUUCACCCACCAUGACCAAUAUCCUCGGACAACAGCCAGGAGAAACCGGCUGAGGACAUCUCGGAGCAGGACUUUGGUUGGACUUUCCCCGAAAUUAUCCAGGAAUGGAUUUCGCCCAAAAUUGUCUGGGAAUUUCCCCCAAAAUUGUCCAGGAAUUGAUUUUCUACCUUCUGUGAUCUCUGGCUUUGCAAAGGGGCAUUUCUCGCUCAUUAAAACUUUGUUGCAUCACA
Messenger RNA from Haemorhous mexicanus (house finch), 1059 nucleotides. RefSeq names its product scale keratin-like. Gene Ontology annotation, molecular function: structural constituent of cytoskeleton. The record is from RefSeq and is a predicted model, not a curated record. Gene Ontology annotation, cellular component: intermediate filament. The transcript is spliced from 2 exons. Bases 128 to 496 code for a protein of 122 amino acids. Lineage: Eukaryota; Metazoa; Chordata; Aves; Passeriformes; Fringillidae.